Haliotis rufescens (red abalone) is the source of this 6098-nucleotide messenger RNA. RefSeq names its product multidrug resistance-associated protein 1-like. Gene Ontology annotation, biological process: transmembrane transport. Lineage: Eukaryota; Metazoa; Mollusca; Gastropoda; Lepetellida; Haliotidae. Gene Ontology annotation, molecular function: ATP hydrolysis activity; ABC-type transporter activity; ATP binding. Gene Ontology annotation, cellular component: membrane. Bases 42 to 4631 code for a protein of 1529 amino acids. The record is from RefSeq and is a predicted model, not a curated record. The transcript has 30 exons.
UGUAGCUCUCUUGUUUAGGAGGUAUAUGACAAUGCAACAAAAUGGCCGAGAGCUUCAAGACGUUUUGCGGAGAUUCUGUUAUUUUCAAUGAGAGUUUACUAUUUGACAACUGGUGGCCCGAGUUCACGCCAUGUUUCCAGAACACUCUCCUUGUGUGGGUGCCGUGUGGGUGGCUGUGGCUGACCUUGCCCUUCUAUCUGGGCUACUUGUGCAAGGUCAAGGACUCCAAACCUCUCCGCGUCAACAUGCUCAACACAUCAAAGAUGUUUUUCAGCAUCUUUCUGAGUUUCAUCUGCGUCGUGGAUGUCAUGAAGGUCGUGACUGAUGGAGAGGAUGUUGUCACGGCUGUGUACGCCGCCAGAGGCCUUCAAGUUGUUACAUUUCUGCUGGCGGCCAUCUUGGUUCAGGUUGAACGAAAGCGAGGCUUCAUCACAUCCGGAAUUCAGUUCAUAUUUUGGCUGUUGACAACAUUGGCAGGAGUGGUACCAUUCUACAGUAGGAUCAUUCAGCAGGAGUACAAGGACCAUCUCUUCCGCUUCGUCCUGUUCUAUGUGUACCAUGGACUUGUGCUGGCGACGUUGCUCCUUCAUUGUUUUGCUGACAGUCGAAAACGACAGGGAAGCUACAGUAUGCAGAAGGAGGUUCAGUCCCCCGAGACGAGGGCAUCCUUUCUCAACAGAGUGACUUUUCACUGGAUCAACUCACUGCUGUUUAAAGGGUAUCGCAAAUCUCUGGAGGAGGAGGACCUGUUUGAGUUGCACCCGAGGGACAAGAGUGAGAGGGUUCUGCCCCAGUUCUGGAAGGCUUGGGUGAAGGAAGUGAGAAGAACACAGAAGAAGAACCAGGAAAAAUAUGGGAAUGAUGCAGCAACUUCCCAUCACAACAUGGUGCAAUAUGACGCCUCGGAGGUGACCACUGGUGGCGUCUCCUUCAAGAGCAAGGUCAAGGACAAGGACAAACCUCAUCGGGCACAGCCGUCCUUUUUCAAAGUGUUGGUGAAGACCUAUGGACCGACACUCCUCAUCUCCCAUUUGAUGAAAUUUGUAUAUGACUUGCUGACAUUUGUCAACCCGUUGCUUACAAAUGCGUUGAUUUCCUUCAUCGACAACCGAGCUACAGAGCAGGAGUGGAAGGGCUACGUCUACGCCUGCUCCUUCUUCGUGAUCGCCCUCACUCAGUCGUGUUUCUUCCACCAGCACUUCCACAUCAGCAUGACACUGGGGAUGAGGAUCAAGUCUGCUGUCAUAUCAGCUGUCUACAAGAAGGCUCUGACCAUCAGCAGUGAUGCGCGGAAAAAAUCCACCGUGGGAGAGAUCGUGAACCUGAUGUCCGUGGACUGCCAGCGUCUCCAGGACACUACCGGCUUCCUACACGUGGUCUGGUCCUCACCUCUGCUGAUCGCUAUUGCGUUUUACAUGUUAUGGGGUAUCCUGGGGCCCUCGGUGUUGGCAGGACUUGGGGUGGUGGUACUGCUGUUCCCGAUAAACAGUUUCUUGUCCGGCAAGCUGCGGCAGUACCAGCGCCAGCUGAUGAAGCUGAAGGAUUCCAGAAUCAAAUUGAUGAGUGAGGUUCUCAAUGGCAUCAAGGUGCUGAAGCUGUACGCCUGGGAGCUGUCCUUCCAGGAGAAGGUGCAGGACAUCCGACGCCAGGAGUUGGCCCUGCUCAGGAAAGUAGCCUACUUCAACGCCGUCAUGUCCUUCUUGUGGAGAACUGCUCCAUACCUGUUGACACUGGCGACAUUUUCUGCCUACAUCCUGUCCUCGCCUGACAACGUGCUGGACGCACAGAAAGCCUUCGUGUCGCUCUCUCUCUUCAACAUUCUCCGGAUGCCCAUGAUCACUCUACCCAUGAUAGUCCAGUUCCUAAUACAGGGCUGGGUGUCCGUCUCUCGUGUGUCCAAGUUUCUCCGGGCCAAGGAUCUGGAUGACUUGAACGUCCGACAGGAUCCACACAGUGAUGCGGCUAUCAAGGUUGAGCAAGGGAAUUUCACUUGGGACAGAGAGCUGCCAAAACCUACCUUGAGGAAAGUGAACCUGGAGAUCCCCGAGGGUAAGCUGGUGGCGGUGGUGGGACAGGUGGGGGCGGGGAAGUCCUCUCUCAUCUCCGCCAUGCUGGGUGAGAUGGACAAACUCAGCGGCAGUGUCACCGUCAAGAGCUCCGUUGCAUACGUGCCUCAAGAAGCGUGGAUCCAGAAUGCCACUCUGCGAGACAACAUCACCUUUGGGCAGGAACACCAUGAGAAGAAGUACAAGAAAAUUGUUGAGGCCUGUGCCUUGACCUCCGACCUCGAGAUAUUGCCUGGAAAAGAUAUGAUUGAAAUAGGAGAGAAAGGCAUCAACCUCAGUGGGGGACAGAAGCAGCGUGUGUCCCUGGCUCGGGCCAUCUACAGUGACGCCGACAUAUACCUCAUGGAUGACCCUCUGAGCGCUGUUGACUCCCACGUGGGGAAACAUAUUUUCCAGGAAGUUGUCGGCCAUAAAGGCAUUCUCCGGAACAAGACUCGACUGUUGGUGACCCAUGGUGUGCACUGGCUGCCGAUGACAGACAUGGUCGUGGUGCUGGUGGACGGUGAGAUCACGGAGAUGGGGACAUAUGACGAGCUCCUGAGUCAUGACGGAGCCUUCGCCCAGUUCCUGAAGACGUACCUCACCCAGGAGGACAGCCCCAAACAGGAAGUCGAUCCUCAGAUUCAAGAGAUGAAGUCUAAGAUCCGGCACAGGUUGGAAUCUGUCACGUCAGACGGAUCAACUUUAGAGGACGAAGUCACAAGCAUUUUGACCCGGCAGACGUCAGUAGUGACUGAUGCAGGCAAGAAGUUGACAGCCCAGGCCAAGGCUGGAGGAAACAAGCUGAUCCAGGAGGAGAAGUCUGAGACAGGCAGGGUGAAGUUCUCCGUGUUCAUGGACUACGCUAAAGCCAUCGGCGGCUUCACCACGUUCUUCAUCUUCUUCAUCUUCGCCAUAUACCAGGCGGCCACCAUGGCCUCCAACGUCUGGAUCAGUGUUUGGACAGGGGACGCACUGCUGAAGAACAUAAGUUUGGUCAACACUUCCGACUAUCAAAACAAGAACACUAUGUACCUCGGAGUUUUCGGGGCCUUCGGGUGCAUCCAGGCGGUUGUGAUACUAUUCUACUCCGUCCUGUCCGCUGUGAAAAUGGUCCGAGCAGCUAGUAGGAUGCAUGCCAAGAUGCUGUCGAGGGUUCUUAGAUCUCCGAUGUCCUUCUUCGACACGACCCCCAUCGGCCGGAUCGUCAACCGCUUCUCUCGGGAUGUGGAAACUGUGGACAACAAUCUUCCCGCACUCUUCAGGAUGUGGAUCAACUGUGUGUUCAAUGUGACAGGCACCCUCAUCGUCAUAAGCUACAGUACCCCCAUCUUCCUGUCAGUCAUCAUUCCUCUUGCAAUACUCUACUAUCUGGUGCAGAGAUUCUACAUACAGACAUCUCGUCAGUUGAAGCGACUGGAAUCAACCACAAGAUCUCCCAUUUAUUCUCAUUUUGGAGAGACAAUCACUGGUGCGUCAUCUAUACGUGCGUACAACGUCACCGACAGAUUCAUCAUGAAAUCCUCAGAAAGAGUGGACAAGAACUUGACUUUCUUCUCUGCAUGGCUGGCCUCCAACAGGUGGCUUGGGGUGCGCCUGGAGUUUCUUGGCAACACAAUAGUUCUGUUUGCUGCUUUAUUCUCCGUUAUUACGACAAAUCUGCCCAGUGGAAUUGUGGGUCUGUCUGUCUCGUACGCUCUUCAGAUCACCCAAUCCCUCAGCUUGCUGGUCCGGAUGACCUCUGACAUCGAGGCUAACAUCGUCUCUGUUGAGAGGAUGAAGGAAUAUUCAGAGAUACAGUCAGAGGCUGAGUGGAUUGUUCCUUCACGCCAACCUCCAAGGUCAUGGCCAGAUGAGGGCAAGGUCACGUUUGACCACUACGAGACCCGAUACAGAUCUGAACUUGACCUUGUGUUGAAGGGCAUCUCCUGUGACAUCAACGGAGGGGAAAAGAUUGGCAUCGUUGGAAGAACUGGUGCUGGGAAGUCGUCGCUAACGGUGGCGCUGUUCCGCCUGAUUGAAGCUGCCGGAGGACGGAUCAUUGUCGAUGGCAGAGCUAUUGAUGACAUGGGUCUGCAUGACCUCAGGUCAAAACUCACCAUACUCCCCCAGGACCCUGUCAUCUUCUCUGGCACCCUGAGGAUGAACCUGGACCCUUUCGACAGCCACAGCGAUGAGGAUCUCUGGCAGGCGUUGGAGCACGCUCAUCUCAAGACGUUUGUGACGGAGUUGCCUAGUCAGCUGGAGUACGAGUGUGGAGAAGGUGGACAAAACCUCAGUGUUGGGCAGAGACAACUGGUAUGCCUGGCCCGGACUCUGCUAAGGAAAACCAAGAUUCUGGUCCUAGACGAAGCUACAGCAGCAGUUGACAUGGAAACCGAUGAUCUGAUCCAAACCACAAUCAAGACAGAGUUCAGGGACUCGACUGUGAUCACCAUCGCCCACCGUCUCAACACCAUCAUGGACUACGACAGAAUCCUGGUGCUGGACCAAGGGCUGGUCAAGGAGUUCGACACGCCGGCAGCUCUCCUGACAGACAAACAAAGCGUCUUCUAUGGGAUGGCCAAAGAUGCAAACCUGGUGUAGAUCUCGCCAUUUGAUCUGCAGGACAAUGUUGAUCCAUCUCAUAGCAAAGUUGAUCCAUUUUAUAGCAAAGUUGAUCCAUUUUAUAACAACAUUGAUCCAUUUUAUAACAACAUUGAUCCAUUUUAAAACAACAUUGAUCUAUUUUAGAUCAGGUGUCAUCAGACAUCUUUGAUUUGAUUUUACGAUAUCAAUGAUCAAUUUAUUGGCAGCUUUGAUCUAUCUUGUGGGACAUGUUUCAUUUACCUAUGGACAUAUCUGAUCUGUCUCUGAACAACGAUGAUUUAACUAUUGACAUCUUUGAUCUAUCUUGUGGGACAUGUUUCAUCCACCUAUGGACAUAUCUGAUCUGUCUCUGGACAACGAUCAUUUAACUUUUGACAUCUUUGAUCCAUUUAUAGGCAACAUCGUCAAUGAUCAAUUUAUUGACAGCGUUGAUCUAUCUUGUGGGACAUGUUUCAUCCACCUAUGGACAUAUCUGAUCUGUCUCUGGACAACGAUCAUUUAACUAUUGACAUCUUUGAUCCAUUUAUAGGCAACAUCGUCACCCUUAUUUAGUCAGUGUACGGAUAUCCUUGAUUCAUAUGAAUACAUUUUUUAUACUUCUUUGGGCGUCUAUAAUUCACAAAAAGAUAUUUCCUUGCAUUACUCAUGAUAAAAUGCUUUCCUCAAAGUAUUGCCGGUCCACAUCUUUGCAUCAUUUCAUAAUAGUUGUGGAUAGUUAUGCAGAUAACUGACACGUGACAUCUCUGUGGAAUUGUUGCAGACAUCUACUAUCUAUCGUCUGUAUGAACCAGCAGUGUACGUGAUCUACGCUGUGCCUUUGCUUGCAAUCUAAGCUACAGUAUGAAAUAUUUCAUGUUGAAUAUGCCAUGUUCAGUUCUUCAGUAGAAAGUGAUUUGACUCCACACAUUUACACUAUAAAAAUGGGCCAUACAUCACCAGGAACCAAAGUGAGGCCACCAGACUGGGGACCGUGGGGGCGAUAUGUCUGCUAUCUGCACGGCUCCCCAGCAGGAUUUACACCAUCCCUUCAGCAGCUUGUGAUGGUACGCAAUUUAGCCAUCGGUUAAAAUAAAUAAAUAUACUACGUUUAAAAGUGAGGUAUGAAUUAAUGUACUUUGAAUCAUGUGGUCUUACAAGUCCUUUCAUUAACCAUCUAAGUUACAAAUUAUACAUUACCAAUAUAAAAUAUAACUAUUUGCACAAUUCAAAAUUUAUCAAGAAUUAUUUAUCACGUAUAAGUGGAAGCUGACAAGAAAUAUUCUUAAUGGCCCAAAGACAGGACAGGAAAUCAGAAAAGAUAAUGAACUGUUUAUGUUUAGAUUGAGUAUUUAUUUAAUUGAUACUGCUGUAAAAAUUGAACUGUCAUUUGGUAAUCUGGAUGAUAUGGUUCUUCAUCCAAAGACUGUGGCAUUAGCUACUCUGUCACCAUCCUUGGAUCCAUCGCUAAAUAUAGAUUUGUAUGUA